Aureobasidium namibiae CBS 147.97 is the source of this 1509-nucleotide messenger RNA. RefSeq lists its product as uncharacterized. The coding region runs from base 1 to 1509 and encodes 502 amino acids. The transcript has 2 exons. The record is from RefSeq and is a predicted model, not a curated record. Lineage: Eukaryota; Fungi; Ascomycota; Dothideomycetes; Dothideales; Saccotheciaceae.
AUGAGUCGAGAUGCAUUUCUCGCUCGUAUGGCCAUGGGCCGAUCAGUGUACGAGGCUCCAACAGAAGAUUCAGAAGCAGCUACACGGUUAGCGAGACCUGGUGAGCAGCAAUACAACACCAGAGGUGAACCUGUCUGUCUAGCCACCAAACGCCAAAAAGAAGCCAUGAUAGCAGCCUCAAACGAAGUUCUGGCAGCUGUAGGCGUAUGCGAAAAGAAAGAUGCACUCGUUGAUUGUCUGGACGAGGACCUGCCUGAAGAUCAACAGCGAGUCCGGCUCACAGAUCACGAAUGGAAGAUUGUCAGAGAAGGCGAAGAUGACUACGGCGAGACCAUCCGUAUGGUUGCAGAGACUUCGAGAAAUUUCUUGACCUGGUGGGUGAUGAGCCUGCGGAGAAGGAUACAAGUUGGCUUCAUCUCAUCCAACCUCAGUUUUAUCGACAUUCUUUGGGGCGAAUGGACAUCCUUCACCAGUAACGGGUUUCUCGGUGCUAUCCGGUAUCUCACGGUUGGAGGACUGGCAGAAGUCACAUCACAACUCAUGCUAACUUUUGUUGACUGGUAUCUGGGCGAGCAAGUCAUGAAGAUCAGCAAGAAGAUCAUCCAGCUAAAAUCUAGCACUAGGAAACGCUUUUUGCUACUCAAAUGUGUAAAUUACACUUAUCAGGCCACAAAUGCCUUGCUCCAUCUCUUGGUGUACCCGUUAGCUUCCUUCUCUUGCCUGCAACAACUCGGCCUUAUAUCCUCAAAGACGCUCCUACCUUCCAAGUCCUGGUUGAUACCAUGGAGCCCUUCGUCUCCAGUUCGCUGGGCCUUCUUCGAACAAAAACAAGUCGGGAGCUCGAGAACGAUGGGAUUGUUACUCUCACCAGCAGCUCUUUGGGUGACUAUGACUCUACUUCAACAUUCUGCCGCCUCAGCCUAUGGUCAUGUGCCCCUGUUCGAGUACAGCUGCAUCCUAGGUCCUCACAAUGUCGCCUCAUCGCAGCAGACAGCCGACUCGAAAACCAGUUUCGCAACACCCUUUUCCCGACUUCGAGACAGUGCACUGCAACUCCUGGGCUGGGGACCCAUUCCCUCUGCCUCAGAAAAUAAGUCACAAGACUUGUCACGGGAGUCGAGUGUGCGCAACCCUGCAAGCACAGCACUAAACGCACAUCAUGGUCCGACUGCAAGACACCGAGUCACCGAGCUAUCAACCCUACCCUCGAACCUUCUGGCCUUGAAUCUUGACUAUCUUUUCUGGACCAUCAUCAUGCUCCCGCUGGAGAUUCUGCAUCUCACUUCUCUCUUGUCGGCGUUCUCCUCGACUCCGGCAGCAAGAAUGAGUGUUGUGGAUGGCGGGUUCGUAGGAGUGGUGCCAAACCUCGCAGCAUCUAGGAUGGCAAGAAUGAACAAGAUAGGCUUGUGUCUGGCAUUGGAGUUUACGCUUGAUACGGCAGUCUGGGGUGGAGCAUUCGUCUGGGCAAAAUAUGUCGGUACUUCCAGAUACUACUGGGGACGCACGUGA